CGAUGGCUGGAACCCAGCAGGAGACCCCAGCCCCAGCAGAGGAGCCGCAGCCGCCAGGGGCGCACACCUUGCAGCUGGAUUCGGACAGCAGAGCCGGUCGCCUCUCGUUCUGCACGAAGGUGUGCUAUGGUGUUGGCGGCGUCCCCAACCAGGUGGCCUCCAGCGCCAUAGCGUUUUACCUGCAGCUCUUCCUGCUGGAUGUGGCACAGAUCCCUGCUGCUCAGGUGUCCCUGGUCCUGUUCGGAGGGAAGGUGUCUGGGGCAGCUGCCGACCCCGUGGCUGGCUUCUUCAUCAACAGAAGCAGGAGGACUGGAUCUGGACGGCUCAUGCCCUGGGUGCUGGGCUGCACACCCUUCAUCGCCCUGGCCUACUUCUUCCUCUGGUUCCUGCCCUCUUUCACCCGCCUGCGAGGCCUCUGGUACAUCACCUUCUACUGCCUGUUCCAAGCCCUGGCCACGUCCUUCCAGGUGCCCUACACAGCACUGACCAUGCUGCUGACCCCCUGCCCACGCGAGCGAGACUCCGCCACCGCCUACCGGAUGACCAUGGAGAUGGCCGGCACGCUGCUGGGUGCCGCGGCCCACGGACUCAUCGUGGCGGGCGCCCAUGGGCCGCACAGGUGUGAGGAGGAUGUGCUGCCCGGGCCAGUCCCUGUGUCCCCAGAUGCCACCCGGCUCUACUGUACUGCGGCUGCGGUGGUGGCUGUGCUGUACCCCGUGUGCAGCGGCUUGCUCUACCUGGGGGUGAAGGAGCGGCCAGAGGCAUCCAACCUGGCCUCAGGUCACGGCCUGAGCUUCCUGGCUGGGCUGGGCCUCACGGUGCGGUACCCCCCCUACCUGAAGCUGGUGAUCUCCUUCCUGUUCAUCUCUGCGGCCGUGCAGGUGGAGCAGAGCUACCUGGUCCUGUUCUGCACACACGCCUCCCGGCUGCACGACCAUGGCCAGAGCCUGGUGCUGACCAUCCUGGUCACUGCUGUGCUGAGUACCCCGAUGUGGGAGUGGGUUCUGCAGAGGUUUGGGAAGCGGAUGUCAGCCCUUGGGAUCUGUGUGAUGGUGCCUUUUGCAAUCCUGUUGGCUGCUGUGCCCACAGCGCCUGUGGCCUACGUGGUGGCCGUUGUGUCUGGCCUGAGCAUCGCUGUGUCCUUGCUGCUGCCCUGGUCCAUGCUCCCGGACGUGGUGGAGGACUUCCAGCUGCAGCACCAGCACGGCCCCGGCCUGGAGACCAUCUUCUACUCCUCCUACGUCUUCUUCACCAAGCUCUCGGGUGCAGGCGCGCUGGGCAUCUCCACCCUCAGUCUGGAGUUCGCGGGCUAUGAGGCGGGAGCCUGCCAGCAGGCGGAGCAGGUGGUGGUGACCCUCAAGGUGCUCAUUGGGGCCGUGCCCACCUGCAUGAUCCUCGCGGGCGUGGGCAUCCUCCUGGCAGUUCCCGCCCCAACCCACAAGGCGCCCAGCCAGGAUGCCACCCGCCAGCUGAGCCUCCGGAGGAGGGCCAGCUACAGCCUGGCCUGACGUGGGAGGAGGCCUCAAUGCUGGAACAGCGUCUUCUGGGCUGCAGGCCCCCUGCUUCACGGGGUACACGGGGAGACACAAGGCCACCUCCUGAAAGAACCGGCCCAGGCUCACUUCUCUUUGUCUUGACUUUAGAGGCUGCGAGACAGCUCACUGGGGAAGGUGCACGACGUGCCGUGUGCAAGGCCAUGUCCCAGUGCCCACACUAUCCUGGGGGCACCGACAUUCGGGGGGAAGUGCCAGCAUGGCAGUGUCUCUCCCUCUCAGGCUGAAAAAAUCAGCUGGAGCAGCAAAAUUGAAUGUGUGAGGCCCUGGCCACAUUCCCAAUCUUUUUUUUUUUUUCCCUUUAGAUUAGAUAAAUGUUGAUUUACAGGACAGUUGAGACCACAUCGACCUGAAAUGCUGGGCUCAUUUUUUUGCCUGUUAAACAGACUCUCAGCCAGGCUUGUGCCCUGACAGUCUCUGAGCUGGAAGCAUCCCACUAGUGACCCUUCCUGGGAAAGGGACCUUCCACCCACCCACCCCCCCAGCCUGGCCUGCAGACUCGCCAUGGAAACACCAGGCCCAGCA
Messenger RNA from Erinaceus europaeus (western European hedgehog), 2078 nucleotides. RefSeq names its product MFSD2 lysolipid transporter B, sphingolipid (gene MFSD2B). Gene Ontology annotation, molecular function: sphingolipid intramembrane carrier activity; symporter activity. The transcript is spliced from 14 exons. Gene Ontology annotation, biological process: carbohydrate transport. The record is from RefSeq and is a predicted model, not a curated record. Bases 3 to 1508 code for a protein of 501 amino acids. Lineage: Eukaryota; Metazoa; Chordata; Mammalia; Eulipotyphla; Erinaceidae. Gene Ontology annotation, cellular component: membrane.